Colletotrichum godetiae is the source of this 975-nucleotide messenger RNA. RefSeq lists its product as uncharacterized. The coding region runs from base 1 to 975 and encodes 324 amino acids. The record is from RefSeq and is a predicted model, not a curated record. The transcript is spliced from 2 exons. NCBI's taxonomy places the organism in Eukaryota, Fungi, Ascomycota, Sordariomycetes, Glomerellales, Glomerellaceae.
AUGCCCGGCCGUACUACUGAUACGCCCAUCCGCAAGGUCGCACUAGCCGGCAAAGGUUACGUAGGCGAAAAGAUUUACGAUGAACUGGUCAAAUCCGAAUAUGAUGUUACUAUUCUAUCACGAUCUAACCCGGAAAACGCGCCAAACGUCCGCGUCGUCGACUAUGCCUCCACAAAAAGUCUCACAGAGGCCCUCCGCGGCCAGGACGCAGUCAUCUCCGCCAUCAACCCCGCAGGAUGGCCGCACCAGUACAAAUUGAUUGACGCCGCCGUUGAAGCUGGCUCGGUGAAGCACUUCAUCCCCAGCGACUUUACUUCUCUAUCGACAAACCCUGCCGUCGCCGAGUAUCCUUAUUACAAGGACGCCGUGGCGAUCCAGGCGUACCUGAAGAAGAGGGCGGACGAGAGCGGAAUGAAGUGGACCAUUAUCGCCACGGGCCCUCUUCUAGGCUGUGUGCUGAAUGGGAACUACAUGUACAAUUACCAAGAGCAGACCGCUCUGCAGGUCAGCGACGUAACGCAUCGUGUCAGCGUGACGCGGAGACCGACGCUCGCAAAGGCUGUCUCGGGCAUCUUUGCCAGGUCUCAGGAUAUGGAGAGCGGCGCAUUCUUCAUUCAGGACUAUACUACAUCGCAAAAGGAGAUGCUGGAUAUCGCCGAGAGACUUUCUGGCAAGGCAUGGCCUGUUCAACACGUUGACGGCGAGGAGAAGCUCAAGGAUGGGCUAGCUAUGUUCAGGAGGGCGGAUGCAGAAGGGACUACGCCGCCGAUUUUUGCUACGUUUCUUGUGAUCCACAAUACCAUCUUUGGCGGAAAGUACAAUACUGCUUGGGAUGGUAAGGGUAACAAGUUCCUCGAGUUACCUGUCAUGUCAAAGGAGGAGUUUGAGGAGCUGAUUGCGACGAGAGUCCGGAAUGAGCCUAUUGAUGGUGGGCUGCCCUGGAACUCGGCCCCGAAACCUCGGAAUGCGGCCUAG